UCUCUUCAAAUCAGGCAUAGUAGAGUGGCCAAGAGCAGCAAAAGACAGGAGAUAUAUAAAGCAGCGAGGAAGAGAGAGAGAGAGAGAGUGAGAGAGGAAGCGGAGGAGUAAUCAAGGGAUGUGGGAGAGCUCUAUCGAGAUCGGAUGAAAUGGACACGCCGGAGCGGAGCAAGGUCGGCGGCACGCCGAUCUCGAAGUUUGAGGAUUCUCCGGUGUUCAACUUCAUCAAUAGUUUGUCUCCAAUUCAACCUGUUAAAUCAGUGCACAGCAUACAUACAUUUCAUUCACCUGGUUCUGCAGCAAUUUCUUCAGUCUUUUCUUCACCACAUGUCAGCUUCCAUAAGGAAUCUAGAUUCUUCAUAAGGCACCCUUUUCCGGAUUCAGUAAAACAGGAUGCCUCUUCUGAUGGCUUGGAUGAAAGCAACGUACAUUCUGGGGUUUCAAAUGGUGCUGUACUUUCCGCUUCCAUUGUGCUUUCCCAAGAAAAUUGCAAUAUUACCUGCUCUUUGAAUGAGGCUUCUGUUGACCUUGCGGAUGAUAGCUCAACCCAACCUGAUUUUUCCCAGUCCGUGCAAGUUGAUAAUGGUAGUCCAAACCAUAAUACUUCACCUUUCUAUGGUGUUAAGUUGGAUUUUAAACUAGACAUCAGCUGCACUCCAUCAGAACGGGUUAAGUUAGUUCAAAAUAUGUCAGAAAACACAAAAAAUCCUCACACCACUAAGAUUGGCCUUGAGGUGCAGUUUCCAGCAGAUCAAAUGAAGGAGGAUGCUUCUGAAAGUGAUUGGGACAACUUAAUAUCUGAUAAUACUGAUGAUUUGUUGAUUUUUGAGACAGCUACUGGUUCAGAAACUAGCAAGUCCGAAGAAAAGGACUAUGGAAUUUCACUGAAUUCACAUCCCAAUGCUUCUGGCCUUCACAAUGUUUCUCAAGAUUCUUUUAUGGAUGAUGAUGGAGAGACUGGCGAGCAUGAUGGAAUGAGCCCCACACGGUCUAGCGCUUGCCAAGAACACGAAAAUUUUGUUGAUCUAAAUCUGAAAACCGAAGCUGAACUUAAUAAUGGUGUACCAUUAGGCUGUAAGGUUGACUCUCAGCAACAUCGGGGAGUGAGAAGGCGUUGCCUUGUUUUUGAGGCGGCUGGAGUUUCUAAAAAGAAUAUUCAUAACAACUCUAAUGCUCCUCCAUCUAUUAGUUUGCCAAUCAAUGCAAAACCUAAUUCAGAAAAUCGACAGCUAGUGUCUUCAAAGACCUCUAAAACUCCAGUCCCAUAUGUUUUACCUGGUAUUGGGUUACAUUUGAAUGCUCUUGCAAGAACUUCGAAGGAUAGGCCAAUUUCACAGAAAACUAAGACUCCUGGGAGAGAAUUUAUCAGUAGGCCUUGUUCUAUGCGCCCUUUUUCCCCGGCAAUAGCUGGAGAAAACCAGUCAUUUAAGCUCUCAGAUCCUCACCAAAGUCCUGAUCCUAAUGGCAGUGAACUUCAUGACAGUCAGGCUGUGCAUUCUGAUGUUUCAUUGAUACCUGCACUUGGGAUUGAAGAAUCAACUAGCCCUAAAAAGAAAAGGCGUAAGACAGAAAAUAGUGGUGAAAAUGAAGGCUGCAGGCGAUGCAACUGCAAGAAGUCCAAAUGCUUGAAGCUAUACUGUGAGUGCUUUGCUGCUGGAGUAUAUUGUGUUGAGCCAUGUUCAUGUCAAGGAUGCUUAAAUAAACCCGUCCAUGAAGAGACUGUUCUUACUACCCGCAAGCAGAUUGAAUCUCGUAAUCCUCUUGCAUUUGCCCCUAAAGUUAUUAGAACAUCUGAGCAUGAUCAGGAAAUGGGGGAAGAAAGCAACAAGACACCAGCUUCUGCAAGGCAUAAAAGAGGGUGUAAUUGCAAGAAGUCAAAUUGCCUGAAGAAAUACUGUGAAUGCUAUCAGGGUGGAGUCGGAUGCUCUUUUAGCUGUCGAUGUGAAGGCUGCAAAAAUGCAUUUGGAAGGAAAGACGGAUUUGAGGAAAUUGAAUUUGAAGAAGACCUUGAUGCUUGUGAGAAGGAAGGUGUAAAGUCAGAUGAUGGCAAAGCUAAUGCAAAUGUUCCAAAACUUGAGCAUAAUCAUUUAUCAGAAAGCAUUUUACCCGUCACUCCUUUCCCUUCUUGCAGGUCUUCUGUUAAAUUGCCAUUUCUCUCAAGUGGAAAACCUCCUCGGUCUUCUACUCUUUCAUUAAUGAACAGAUCUGAAAAUCAACAAGCAGAAUGCAAGUCUGACCAGAUUUUUCAUGAUGAUGAUACUUCUGAAGAUUUAAGAGUUAACUCUUCACCUUGUACUGCUGUGAAGACUGCUUCUCCCAAUGGGAAAAGAGUUUCUUUACCACUCAAUGGAUUUGGGCUGUCUCCCAACCUUAAGGGUGGCCGGAAACUGAUCCUGAAAUCUAUUCCUUCAUUUCCAUCUCUCACUACCGAUGCACCCAGUAGCACUCAAAUCAAUUCUUCUGUAUUCAGUUGAGGCAGCUUGAAUAUGGAGGCUAUGUUUUAAUUGAAUUCUCUUAGGCUGGAAUAGCACGAAUCGGUCUGUUGUUAGAAUUUGUUAAUUACUGAGCUAUGUACUUUGUAAUCUGACGCUUUUUAAUCCUUUCUACAUAUGUUGCUAUUGUAAUACUGUAAGGGGAGCCUGAUAUGAUUCCUCAUGUUAUGGUUAACCAUGAAUGUGGUUUAAGAAAGCAAUGAUGAGGAUGCUUUAUGGCAUGCAUAUCACCGCAGGAUCUCUACUAUUUAUAAUUUAAUUUUGGACUGUAACUUUCUGGUUUUCUUGACGGGUUUAAGGGACUCUAAAGACUUUUCUA
Dendrobium catenatum is the source of this 2811-nucleotide messenger RNA. RefSeq names its product protein tesmin/TSO1-like CXC 3. The record is from RefSeq and is a predicted model, not a curated record. Lineage: Eukaryota; Viridiplantae; Streptophyta; Magnoliopsida; Asparagales; Orchidaceae. Gene Ontology annotation, molecular function: DNA-binding transcription factor activity. Bases 150 to 2474 code for a protein of 774 amino acids. The transcript is spliced from 11 exons.